Epinephelus moara (kelp grouper) is the source of this 1923-nucleotide messenger RNA. It is a transcript of the gene cgasa, whose product is annotated as cyclic GMP-AMP synthase a. Gene Ontology annotation, cellular component: nucleus; cytosol; site of double-strand break. The coding region runs from base 10 to 1710 and encodes 566 amino acids. The record is from RefSeq and is a predicted model, not a curated record. Gene Ontology annotation, biological process: negative regulation of double-strand break repair via homologous recombination; positive regulation of type I interferon production; paracrine signaling. The transcript is spliced from 5 exons. Lineage: Eukaryota; Metazoa; Chordata; Actinopteri; Perciformes; Serranidae. Gene Ontology annotation, molecular function: double-stranded DNA binding; chromatin binding; 2',3'-cyclic GMP-AMP synthase activity.
AGCACCAACAUGACUGGUAGAGGGAGACCACGCAAGGCAGCGAGACCUGACACUACGUGUGCCAAGUGUAAAACUAAACCAGAGGAAAUGAAACAAGAAUCUCUGCCCAGAUGUCCAGGGAAGCGGAAUGGCACCACAGCGGUACAGAAACCAAAGGCACAGAAAAAGACAACCCACACUGAGGAGAAGCCGACUCUUCAAAGGACUCAAAUAGACAAGACCAAAAAUCAUUUAACAGAGGAGCAGCAAAGGACACCUACAGAAACCACAAAGGCUCCUGCACAAGGCGUUAAAGCCAAACCCUGUGCUGGCAGGGCCAAAACAACAGAACAGUCUGCAGAGAGGAUAACGAAAACGAAGCCGACACCAAAGGACACUACAAAGGAUUCUCCAAAGACCACAAAAGCAAAAAAAUGUGGCGUGAAGGCCAAAUCACCAGAACAACUCUCAGAGGAGUUGGAGGUGAAGCCAGAGGCACCAAAGGAUACCACAAAGGCUGUGAAGGCAAAAACCUGUGCUGGCAAAGCCAAAUCACUAGAAAAAAUCUCAAUGGAGACAACAAAGAUGCAGCCCGGCACACCUCAGGACACCAAGAAGGCAGGCUGGUGUGAAGACAAAGCUUCAAUGGACUCCAUCCUCUACACAACUCUGGAAGAUUUAAAGAUUAAAAGGGACGACAGAUCAGGUGCAGCAGAAGUCAUCAAUAAAAUAAUAAAAGCUAUAGUUGUGCAUUUGAAAGAGAAAACGCAAUGUUUCAAAGAGGUUGAAGCGCCACUACAUACUGGAAGUUACUAUGAAAAUCUGAAGAUUUCUAAUCCAGAUGAAUUUGAUGUCAUGCUACCCAUUCCUGUUGACCGAGUGAACAUUAGUCCUUUCGGAGAGGAUGGAGCCUUUUACAGUGUGGAAUUAAAACGUGGCAACAGCCCUCUGAAAAAGUUUGGGGAAACUGGCACUUUAUCCGCCAGUGAAAUGCUCAAGGAGUUCAGGGACGAAGUGAAGAAAUGUGUCAAGCAAUUUGAAGAAUGGGAGGUGACAAAAAAGAAGAAAGGCUGCCCUGCAGUGACCCUGAUCACAACAGUACAAUCAAUCACCAUUUCACUGGAUGUUGUGCUCAGUAUCAUGGUCAAAUCGAGCUGGCCACCAUUCACCAAAGAAGGCAUCAAAGUAGACAGCUGGCUGGGGACUAAAGUGAAGCAGGAAUACAAGCGAAUGCCGUAUUAUCUUGUCCCAAAAUAUGAAGGCAGAGGCACAGCGGAAAUCGACGGGGUCCUUGCCAAGGAUAUUUGGCGGGUUUCAUUCUCUCAUGUUGAGAAGGCCAUAAUGAAGAAUCACGGAUCGGAGAAGACAUGCUGUGAGAAAGGCGGAGAACGCUGCUGCAGGAAGGACUGUCUGAAGCUCCUAAAGCACCUUCUCAGUCUCCUGAAGGAAGAGGACUCUUCAUUUGACAAGUUCUGCUCCUACCACGCCAAGACCACGCUCCUACACGCCUGCUGCUCUAGAACUAAAGACAGAGACUGGAGUGCCUCAAGUCUGAGCCACUGUUUUCAGCUGCUCCUGAAAGACUUUGUAGGCCAUCUGGAAAAAGGUGUACUCUACAACUUCUUCAUCCCAACUCAGAACCUGCUCUCUGGUCGAGACCAGAAGAAGUGCAGUUGUCUGGCUCGUCGUAUCACAGAGGAAUGUGACAGGGGCUUUCCUAUUUUCAAGUGACAACUUCACAACAAACAAAGUGUUUGGCUUGUGACGACUCUACCUCCAUAGAGUCUGAAACAUCAUUUAAGUAAAAACUGUGCAACAAAACUCAGGGUAAUCUUUCAAGACAGAAAGCAUGAUCAAUAGCCAAAAACACAAUUUUUUUAAAUUUUUUUUUUACAAUUUCAUUCUUGUGUUUACUGCAUUUAUUUUCAUCUGAACCUGUUCUUU